Gaeumannomyces tritici R3-111a-1 is the source of this 2780-nucleotide messenger RNA. Its product is annotated as anthranilate synthase component 2. Gene Ontology annotation, biological process: L-tryptophan biosynthetic process. Gene Ontology annotation, molecular function: anthranilate synthase activity; phosphoribosylanthranilate isomerase activity; indole-3-glycerol-phosphate synthase activity. Gene Ontology annotation, cellular component: cytosol. Bases 351 to 2690 code for a protein of 779 amino acids. The transcript has 2 exons. NCBI's taxonomy places the organism in Eukaryota, Fungi, Ascomycota, Sordariomycetes, Magnaporthales, Magnaporthaceae. The record is from RefSeq and is a predicted model, not a curated record.
UGCGCCAACAAGGUGUCAACCAUAGGGCAGGUAUUCACUAUUCCUUCUCAUCUUGCUCCGAGGUCCUCAUCUUGUAAAGGCGCCCUCACCCCGCCUCUCAAUGAACACGGCAUUCCGUGGGAAGAAUCUCCGGCGCUUCAGUGGUGGUAUAACUCAAGCACAAAGUACAUGAUACUCUUGACUUGCGGUGACACAAUCCCUACAGGGCUUGAUUACUCACCCCUCCUCCACCUGUGACACUCUCGCUUCUCUCUGGUUCAAAGGGAAAGUUUUCCCUGUCGCUCAAAGAGUGCGGCCACCGAAAAUAGAGGCAGAUCUCCACGGACGCAGCUCCUAGAGCACAACCAGCCAUGUCUUCAGCUACUAUCGUGGACCACUCCCCAAACCACCCCGAGCCAGCGCCGCGUGUGUCCACGGCGUCCAACCUCGUGCUAAUCGACAACUAUGACUCCUUUACCUGGAAUGUCUACCAGUACCUCGCCCUGGAGGGCGCCACCAUUUCCGUCUUCCGCAAUGACCAGAUCACCCUCCAGGAGCUGGUCGCGAAGAAUCCCACCCAACUGGUCAUCAGCCCCGGCCCGGGCCACCCCGCCACCGACUCGGGCAUCAGCCGCGACGCCAUCAAGCACUUUGCCGGCAAGAUUCCCAUCUUUGGCGUCUGUAUGGGCCAGCAGUGCAUCAUCGACAUAUAUGGCGGUAAUGUCACCUUUGCCGGCGAGAUCCUGCACGGCAAGACGUCUCCCCUGGCCCACGACUCAAAGGGCGUCUACACCGGCCUGGCCCAGGGGCUGCCCGUCACCAGGUAUCACUCGUUGGCUGGCACCCACGUGAGCCUCCCUGAGGAACUCGAGGUCUCCUCCUGGAUAGCCAACCCGGAUGGCUCCCAGGGCGUCAUCAUGGGUGUUCGACAUAAGGAGCACGCCAUCGAGGGCGUCCAGUUCCACCCCGAGAGCAUACUCUCCGCCGAGGGCCGCACCAUGUUCCGCAACUUUGUCCGCCUGCAGCACGGCUCUUGGAAGGAGAACGCUAGCUUGCUCCAGGCUGGAGCUGCCACAGCUUCCAUGAUGAUCGCCGGCGGCUCCACGGUCCCUGUCCCUGCUUCCACGCCCGGCCCGGCUUCUGGGAAGCCCAACAUUCUGCAGAAGAUCUACGCCCGGCGCAAGGAGCUGGUGGCGGCGCAGAAGUUGCUGCCGUCCCAGAGGAUGGCCGAUCUGGAGGCUGCCUACCGCCUCAAUGCCGCCCCGCCGCUGGUAUCCCUUCUCGACCGCCUCCGACAGUCGCCUUUCGAUGUCGCCCUGAUGGCCGAGAUCAAGCGCGCGUCGCCCUCCAAGGGCAUCUUCGCCAUUGACAUCGACGCGCCCACCCAGGCCCACAAGUAUGCACUGGCGGGCGCGAGCGUCAUCUCGGUGCUCACAGAGCCCGACUGGUUCAAGGGCAGCAUCGAGGACCUCAGGGCGGUGAGGCAGGUUCUCGGCAACAUGCCCGGCCGGCCCGCCAUCCUGCGCAAGGAGUUCAUAUUUGACGAGUACCAGAUCCUCGAGGCGAGGCUAGCCGGCGCCGACACGGUGCUGCUCAUCGUCAAGAUGCUGGACGGCGUGCUGCUGGAGCGCCUGUACCGCUACUCCAUCUCCCUCGGGAUGGAGCCGCUGGUGGAGGUCCAGAACGCCGAGGAAAUGGCCGUGGCCGUGGCGCUUGGGUCAAAGGCGAUCGGCGUCAACAACCGGAACCUCGAGAGCUUCGAGGUCGACCUGGGCACCACGGGCCGUCUGCGCUCCAUGGUGCCGCAGCAGACCAUCCUCUGCGCCCUUAGCGGGAUCAACACGCACGACGACGUCCUGGCGUGCAAGAAGGACGGGGUGGACGCCGUUCUCGUCGGGGAGGCCAUCAUGCGGGCCCCCGACGCAUCUUCCUUUAUCCGCCAGCUGUGUUCCGGAAACACGUCGCCGCUGCCGAGCCCUAGCGGCACGCCGCUGCUCGUCAAGGUAUGCGGCACUCGCACUGUCGAGGCUGCCCUCGAGGCUGCAAAGGCUGGGGCGGACCUCGUGGGCAUCAUCUUGGUCCCGGGCGCCAGGCGCUGCGUCUCGGACGACGUCGCCCUCUCCAUCUCCGGCGCGCUCCAUGCGCCCCACGCGGACGUGCCCGCGGCGGCGCCGGAACCCUCGCCCUCGUCGCCCCCCAGCGGGGUGCAGGACUUCUUCGCUCUCGGCAAGGCCAUCCUCGGCCGGCGGAGGCCGCUGCUCGUCGGGGUCUUCCAGAACCAGCCGCUCGCCGAGGUGCUGGAGAAGCAGGCGCGCUACCGCCUCGACGUGGUCCAGCUCCACGGCAGCGAGCCCGUCGAGUGGGCCCGCCUGAUUCCCGUCCCCGUCGUGCGCAAGUUCCGCCCGGGCGAGGCCGGCCUCGGCGCCCGGGGGUACCACGUCAUGCCACUGCUGGACUCCGGGUCCGGGUCCGGCGAGCCCAUCAACACGUCGGCCGUCAGGUCCGAGCUGGAGAGGGACGGCCAUCUGCAGGUUCUCCUCGCUGGCGGUCUCGGCCCCGACACCGUCGCGGAUACUGUGGCCGCCCUUGGCGAGAGCGCCAGCCGUAUAGUAGGUGUUGAUGUCAGCAGCGGCGUUGAGGAGGGUGGUGUGCAGAGCUUGGCCAAGAUACGGGCCUUUGUCGAGGCGGCCAAGCUGAUCCGGCGAGCAUAGUAUAUAGAUAGACGGAAAGCGUAUAUCCAUUGUUCAACUGAUACUAAGCAUAAUGUCUGUCAAACUAGCCGUGAAGUCAAGUGUUACCCG